This is a messenger RNA of Fragaria vesca subsp. vesca, 2787 nucleotides long. Its product is annotated as glutamate receptor 2.7-like. Lineage: Eukaryota; Viridiplantae; Streptophyta; Magnoliopsida; Rosales; Rosaceae. The record is from RefSeq and is a predicted model, not a curated record. Gene Ontology annotation, molecular function: ligand-gated monoatomic ion channel activity; signaling receptor activity. The transcript has 5 exons. Gene Ontology annotation, cellular component: plasma membrane. Bases 37 to 2787 code for a protein of 916 amino acids.
GCUUUCGUGUUUGUGUCUUCAUGGAUUUGCGUGGCCAUGGCAGAAAACACAACGAGUACAAUCCCAGUGAACGUUGGUGUUGUUCUUGAUAUAAAUAGAGAGUAUGGGACGGUUUGGUUGAGUUGCAUCAAAAUGGCCCUCUCAGACUUCUAUGCAUCUCAUGCUCACUACAAAACAAGGCUGGUGCUGAACAUUAGGGACUCGGAGAGCAACGUUGUACGUGCAGCUGAUGCAGCUCUAGAUUUGAUAAAGAAUAAGCAAGUGCAAGCCAUUCUAGGACCCGUGACGUCGAUGGAUGCAAGCUUUGUUAUUAACUUGGGCGACCAGGCUCAAGUGCCAAUUAUUUCAUUUUCUGCAUCAAGUCCAUCUCUUAAUUCACUCCGCAGCUCCUAUUUUUUCCAAAUUACACAGGUAGACUCCUCCCAAGUGAAUGCCAUAAGUUCUAUAGUCCAAAAUUUCGGUUGGAGACAAGUUGUACCUAUCUAUGUAGACACUGAAUAUGGGGAUGCAGUCAUACCUUUUCUAACUGAUGCACUGCAAGAGGUUGAUGUUCGUGUCACAUAUCGAAGCGCAGUUUCCCCACUUGCCACUGAUGAUCAAAUUCUUCAAGAACUGCGUAAGUUAAUGACCAUGCAAACCAGAGUCUUCAUUGUUCAUAUGAAUCCCAAGCUCGGUUGUAGGCUGUUUGCCAAGGCAAAAGAGAUUGGAAUGAUGGGUCAAGGAUAUGUUUGGAUCAUGACUAAUGGGUUAGCCAAUCGGUUAAUAUCGAUGAAUUCCACAGUCAUAAAUUCCAUGCAAGGUGUAAUAGGUGUACAAACAUACGUUGCUCAAACACAGAAGCUUGAAGAAUUCAACUUACGGUGGAAGCAACAAUCCAUGCAAGACGACCAUUCAACUCUUAUUGAUGUUGAUCAACUGGAUGUCCUAGCACUUUGGGCUUAUGACGCAGCUUUUGCACUAGCCAUGGCAAUCGAAGAAGUCGGGAUCACAACUACUUUCGACUUGUUCCAAAAGAAGAACUCCUCCUCCUCCUCCUCCUCCUUCAAUUUGACAGAUUUUGGGAGUGCUGAGAUAUCUAAAUAUGGUCCAGAUCUCUGCCGAGCCCUUUCGAAAACUAGAUUUGAAGGCAUAGCUGGAAAUUUCAGCAUUGUUGAUGGACAACUUCAGUCAUCAACGUUCCGUAUAGUGAAUAUUAAUGAGGAUGGAGCAAGAGAUAUCGGAUUUUGGACACCACAAAAUGGACUGGUGAACAGUUUGAAUUCCGCAAGCAAAACCAUACUCUCAACUGAUUCGAAGUCUAACCUGAAAUCCAGUGUUAUAUGGCCUGGAGAAUUUCUCUCUACUCCGAAGGGAUGGGAGAUCCCAACAAAUGGCAAGCGGUUGAGAAUAGGAGUUCCUGUUAAUUUCGGUGUUCUUGAGUUUGUGAGGGUUACAAAAGAUCCAAGCUCAAAUACAACUGAAGUCACAGGGUUUUCUAUUGAUGUCUUUAAGGCAGCAAUAGACGUAUUGCCAUAUCCUCUUCCGUAUGAGUUCAUUCCUUAUGAAAAACCUAAUGACUCUGUCGCCGCAACUUACAACGAUUUGUGCUAUCAAGUAUAUCUUGGGAAGUUUGAUGCUGUGGUGGGAGAUGUAACAAUUCGAGCAAUGAGGUCAUUGUAUGUGGACUUUACAAUGCCAUACACAGAAUCAGGCGUAGUAAUGGUUGUGCCGAUCUUCGACACCAGGGCCAAAAAUGCAUGGGUAUUCUUGAAGCCUUUGACAUGGGAUCUUUGGCUAACAACUUCAUGUUUCUUUCUUUUCAUUGGUUUUGUGGUUUGGGUUCUAGAGCAUCGAAUCAAUGAAGAUUUUCGUGGCCCUCCCUCGCAUCAAGUCGGCACCAGUGUCUGGUUCUCCUUCUCAACCAUGGUGUUUUCACAAAGAGAGAGAGUGCUCAGCAAUUUGGGAAGAUUUGUGAUGAUCAUAUGGGUAUUUGUUUUGUUAAUACUGACACAAAGUUACACGGCUAACCUAGCUUCACUAUUAACAGUCCAGCAACUUCAACCGACUGUUACCGAUAUAAAAGACAUUUUGAGGAAGGGAGAAAACGUGGGAUAUAGGAGCACUGCUUAUACUUAUGAUCUACUGAAACAAGUAGGUUUUGACGAUUCCAAGCUUAAAGGCCUUACAACAGUUGAAGAAAUUCAAGAAGCUCUCACAAAAGGGAGUCCAAAUGGUGGCAUUGCUGCUUUUGUCGACGAAACCCCUUACACAAAGCUUCUUCUAGCCAAAUAUUGUUCCAAGUUCACAAUGGUCGGACCUAUCUUCAAAACAGUUGGCUUUGGCUUUGUGUUUCCAAAACGUUCGCCUCUUGUGCCUGACGUUUCACGAGCAGUGCUAAACGUGACAGAAGGAGAUAAGAUAUUGAACAUUGGAAACAAAUGGUUCAAGAAAGAAGAAAGCAAUUGUCAAGACUCUAGUACUCAAUCAGUUUCUAGCAACAGUCUAGGGCUUGCUAGCUUUUGGGGCUUAUUCUUGAUUGCAGGGCUGGCUUCAAUAGUCGCACUCAUCAUCUUUAUUGCUUCGUUCCUCCACAAGCAUAAAACUAUGAUCCCUUCUGACUCGGGAGCCUCUAGAUGGAGAAGGUGGCAGAUCAUGUUUGAAAUCUUCAACCAAAAGGACCUUGACUCUCACACUUUUAAAACAAGUCAGGAACGAGAUUCAGUUCAAUCCCCAGUGAACUAUAAUUCAAGCCACACAGAGAUACAUUCUGCAUCUUCUGUAUCUUUUGAAGAACAUGAAAUACCAUAA